CUUGAGUGAUGAAAAAAAGAAGGGGGUAAGUGGUUUCAUUGGCCACUCGAGUGUGUGAGUAACAUCUUCCGAGUCUGCAGUGGAGAGAGCUUCUCCUUGUGCUUCUCGCAUCUGUCCCGAGUGUUGUGUGGUGCGGAUAGCUGCUGGCAGUCAGCAUCCAGCCGCACCACUCCGGAGAGAGCUCCAGAUACUUUACCCUUCUGUUUCAGUGCUGCAUCCGAAGCCGGCCAAAAAUGGACAAUGCAGGGAUCAAGUCAUUAAACUUAAGAGGCCUUGGAGAGGCAGCGUUGUUUUAGGGCCCCAAACAAACAGCGCGGUUCAACACCUGGAUAGCGCCAUAGCAGCAAGUACUCCAGGGCAGGGCCUCCCAAGCUUUUCAUGUUUAAAUAGAUUUAAAUCAAACCAGGGCCCCAAGUUUGUUAUAUUUUGUCCCAGGAUUUCAAUUUGACAGAGUUGAAUCUCAAUUUAAAACCACCCAACUGUCUCUACUCUUAGUGGAUACUUGUAAUUGGAUGUCAGUUAAAAUAUGUGAAAAGUCUCCCUUUCUUAAGUUCUGUUGGUGAAAUGAAACUACUCCUUAUUUUCCUUCCUAAACUCCACUUAGGCGUUAACCUCUUUGACGCAUGUUGAAAACCAGGCACAGUGUAAGUAUAUAGUUUUAGAGCAGCUGCAUUUACCCUCACCUGGGAAAUCAAACAUUACUUUUCAAAGUGACUUACUUUGCCAUAUGUCCACUAUAAACCAUGCUACAGUGAUGUGAAGUCUCAAUGACACUCAUAUACACACACACACAACCAGCACUCAACAGUCUUUGGCAGUAAGCCUAAGAUGCCUGCCAUGUCCUCUAGUCAUGUCUCAGCAAUUCACUGCAUUGCUGCUGUUGUUCACUCAUAACAUAACUACACUUCCAAAGUCAUUAAAAAACAUCCUUCAGUAUUUCCAGAGAGAGACAAAAUGCCGUUUUACUGGGAGACAAAAAUGCAACACCUACUCCUGUCUCCCUCCCGUCCCUUGCAGUACGUAGGAUCUCCAGUAGUUUCAGCUGGAGCGGCUCUCAAAUUCAGGGCAGACAAUUAGAAACUCCAUUAAGCACAGUUGAUUCCUCUGAGGUAGUUGGACCAAAUCAGCACACACAAUGGGAUCUGUAGGACUCGGAUAUAAAGCACCACCAGUCCUUAUCCUGCAUCUCUGUUCACUGUUAGAUGAACCUCAUGACCUCAAUCAAAACUUUGAGUCAGCUCAUAGAUGUUGACACAAAUGGACACAAAGCAUGAAUGCACAAAUCUAGUUAAAGCUGUCUGUGGUGAAGCCGUGUCAGGUGAAGGCUUUGUUUAAAGUUUGUUUCAUACUGGUCUACUUUCAAGCUCAUUUACAAGUUGAAGAGGAGUUCCACUGUGUUUUUGCUGCUCAGCCAAGGCUGUAACAUCAUCAUAAAAAUACCACCUCGCUCAUCUGCACUUCUGUCUAUUGUACGUCAGCAGUUAUACAUAAUUGACUCAGUAUGUAAAUCACUCAUCAGACAAAGAGUGAUCACACACUUAACAGAAGACAGGGGCCAAAACCACGGCUGGUAAUCUGACUGCAUCAGUCACUGGUCUGGGGAUGUUGGCCCAUAUACAAGAUCAUGUAAAGCAGGAAAUGCAGAAAGUGUUUUGCUCUCCAGAUUCAGGCACUGUGCCAAAAUCGCCUCCCAGGGAGUUUCGGUGAAAGAUGUUUCUGAGUGGGCUUAAAUGUUUGCCCCUGCUUUCCUUUGUAGUGUUAAGUUUGCACCUUUCUUGUGUUCAAGUUAAAUACAGUAGUUGGGGUGUCUGGACUGCAUUGGUAAUACUUAUUUCUUACAAUGGCACUAUAAUGCGAAAUAGUUGUCAUUUUGUCAGUUUCCAUGUGACUGUUCAAAACAUCAGGUUUCAUUUAGGAACAGCUUUGUUACUAUCAGUCAAUCCUGAUCUCUUUGUAGACUGAUGUGUGGCUUUUUUAGUAAAAUCAAACACCCAAAGCCAAACUCUUUUGCACUUUUUGUCAAGCACGAUUUGUUUUAUUGACUUACUUAAUUUGUCUUAAUAGUCUUAAUUAGCAGUUGGUUGUCAUCUCUCUCUGUAUGUGUUUGUCUGGCUUUGUGGCUUUUUGCUUAUGAGUAAGAACAACCAUGAGAUUAGUUGCUGAAAUUGUUUCUAAUGUAAUAUACACAAUGGUAAAAUGUAGAAAAAUGAUCUUAUUUGCAAUGGAGAGGUCUCACCUUUGCCUCACUUUAAGAAUCACUUUGUUUUUGUACAUCAAUACAACUUGGGCUUAGCACAGUUAUACUAUACACCUAUCACACUAACUAUAAUCAAACAGUAAGCUGUGAUUUGUGUUGGUAGUGUAUGUGUGGUAAUGAGCACUGUGAGCCACAGCAUCACACUUUUUCUCACACUCUUUGCCUCCUGGAGACUUGGCAAGAUAGUUUAUCAGACAAACUAGUUCCAGCUAUUGUGAGUCAACAAAUCUGUCUGGUAUCUCAAGGACACAUUGGAGUGCAGAGCUUUAGAGAAUGGAAACAUCCUCUAGUCUCUCUGAACACCUGUGGUUCAUUAUUUUUCCACAAGGGGGCAGCAGGUAUAAAGGAAUUACUGUGAACAACCAGUUACUCCUGUUGUAGUUGCACCUGAACAAGGGCCACAGGGAGGCUGGAGCUUUGUUUCAUUUCUUCCAGUUUUCAGAGAUAUUUGGUUACUAUGCUGCAGUUUACAGUUUAUGCAACAUGGUUCAUACUUUUAAUGAUAAAAUCCAAAAACUAGCACAAUCUGAAAAAAUGAAAACACACCAGCUAUAUGUAUAUGCAGCACAUUUAACAUGUUUGCAUCAUUUUUACACAAUAUUCAGAAUUUUUAUACCAUAAAGACAAAUGACCCACACUGAGGAUCAAAAACAUUUUAAAAUGUUGACAUCGCACUGUUUCUAUAAAUGAACUAGCAAACUUUUACAGAGUCAAAUCAUUUUAAUUGACAAUUCAAAUGAUUGCAAUAUGUUGCCUGCCGUGCACUUCAUAGGAGCAGUGUUUUAUUGCUUGUGGAUGUAUCUUAGCUGGAAUGAAGUAAACAUCAAUUGUCUCUGGUAGAGGGAGGAAGCCUAGCAGAUCCUCAUUAGGGAAUACUUUAUCUUUCUCUGACAAAGAUAUAUGUCCUAUGUCUCUAUAGCCAUAAAGUCCCUCCCAUUUCUGAGGAAGCUCACUUCAUACUCUAAACCACCAGCUAAUUUUUUCUCUCUCCAAGAAACGUAUAUCACACUCUUUCAUAUCCGUUAGAAUGAUGAAUGUUAUAUUGAAGUUGUUAUUGAUAUUUCUUUAUGCUGCAGUGACGUAUUCAUUUCUACCACUCACUGGCAACUCAAUAAGAAUACAAAGCUAGAUUACAGGUUUUGAUUUAGACUCCAAUCUUUGGUUUCUAACUUUUCUUUUGCUAUCUGUAUUCUCUCUGUCUGUUUGUCUUUCUCUGGGAAAAUAUUAUAGCUGCCCUCCAUCUCUCUCUCUCUGUCUGUCUCUCUCUCACACACUCACACACACACACACAAACACGUAGUAACACACAAAGAGCUAACCAGGGUGCCAGUGCUUCACAUUCAACACUUUCAUCCAUUAUAUCCAAAUCUUACGUAAGAGGGGGGGCAGACAGACAAAAAUCAUCUCUCUCGAUCUCUCUCCGGGUUUGGUUUGGAGAGAGAAUGUCAAACCGAGUCCUAGAAAAAGCCUCUAAAUGUUUCAUGCUGUUUCAUCACGGGGAAGAGAGAGGUUUGCUGUGCUGCUGAAGACUCACAUGUUCUUCCUCCCACAGUGUAUGCGUGUGUGUGGGUGUGAGUGUGUGGUGUGUAUGCUCCCCAGCCCAUGCAAUAAUAAACAAUGAAACCAGAGGCAUGCUCACAUGCACACAGACACAUGUUGACACACACACACAGACACAUGUUGACACACACACACACACACACACACACACACACACACACACGUUUGCAGGACGUAUUUGGGAACUUUGCAUUGAUUUGCCUUUAUUCUGAUAGCUUAUCUUUAACCAUAAGUUCUAGUCCUUCCUUUUAAUUCCAGUGAAAACAGAACCAUUUUACAUUGUGCUGAAUACAGCUGCAGUAAAAAAAAAAUUAAUUGGUUUGCAUGUGUCCCCAGAUGUGAUCUAUGAUAGAAACACAUGCGGUAUACAGUAUAUUCUCAUGUAUGCAUUCCCUCCUUCCUGGCUCAAAGAGUGUUAAAGGGCAGUUUUCUAAGCUUUGGUGCUGCAGUGUUUUUCAUGGUACAUGAUAUGGAAUAUUGUGCUGUUGUUGAGGAUGUUAUUUGUAAUGUUUUGGUGUGUCAUGGGGUAGACCAUUUCAUUUCCAUAAGCCCUAAAACACAUUUAUCCAUGUGUUGUGUCACUGUCUGGGUCUUCAGUGUACCAUUGGUGUUUUGGGUGUGUGCUGAAACCUGUUGCAGGUAAUCCUUUUUAGCCAGAUUUAAUAUAUUCUGUAUGGCAUGUGUGGCCAGGGGUUUCUGAAAUAAAAUACCUGCUUAUGUCUCUUAAAUAUAAGCUAUGAGGAUAAGAAUGUUGUGUCAGCCAAAGCUGAUUAAGAUUUCUCUUUUUAUGCACACUUCCUCCAGAACAGUUUAAUGCGGCCUCCUCGCUGACCGACAUGCCCCAUUUGAAAACUGGCUUGCAACUUCUGAUUUUAAUAGUGAUUCAAAGAGACAAUUGUGAGAUCACCCGCCCCCUUUUUAGAUGUGCACAUUAUCCGAAAGGACUAAACAAUCACGCGCGCGAACCCACUUUCCCUAAACACCCACACAGCAUUUCCCCAUUUCCCCUUUUUUUUGUUUUAGGCUAUAUAUUUUAGAUUCACGUCAUUUUCUUCCUGGAGAUCAUCCAUCUUUCCAUACACCCCUCCGAAAAUUCCUAAUACGAACCUCAAUCACGUAUGAUUGCGUUAAAAGAGUUGAAGAGGGAGAGAGGGGGGUGAGAGGGAGAGAGAGAGGAGGGUAUAUGGAGCGCGACCGUCCACACUCGCUGUCGGCGAUGUAACACACAGACAGCAUCCAUUCGGGACGCGCUGGAAUUAAUGCAUCGACUACUUUAUUAUUUGUGUUCGCCUCAACUAAUUGUUGCUUUUCAGAUGGGAAUCCCUCUCUGCAGGCUUAAAUUACAUCUCUGCAGCAUCCUUGCAGAGUAAGACUGUGCUGCCGAUUCCAUUUCCCCGGCUGCAUUAAGAGGUGCCAUCGACAGAACCGGAGACUGGGCUCACACAUCUAGGCUCCUGGGCUAACAGCGGAGGGUCUCAGUCAUCGACGUGCAUGGAGUAAAUAAUUAGGGAGGGGGAAAGUUAAGAUCUUUUCUCCAGCUAAGCACGAGCGUCUUAUGUAUGGAUUUAGGUUGAUGCGAUGUAUUAAAAGGCGUCAGGAAGCCAGAGGAUAGGGCUGGUGUGCAGAUGAGGAUUACGAAGUCGAACUCGUCGGACGCGGCACUGUUCACCUGGAAUACCUGAAGCUCCCCAGUGACACGCAGCUGCAUCAACUUAUCAACACUGUUGCAUGUAGCCACGGCUGAUAUGUCGGCCCCUGUGGCCUAGCCCGUAGAUUUAUGUUUUAGGCUAUAGGCUAUAAGCUCGGUCGCUGUUGAUUCGAAGCCUGAGUGCCAUAAACUCGCGGCAGCUGAAUUACACGCUACUGUCCCCUCAAGAGGAUGCUGCCUGAAGCGCAAUGAUGCCCGGGACUCGGAGGAUUUUCUGAUCAGGAUGACAUUUGGUUGAAGCACUAGUGGACCGAAAGACAGAAUCAACUAUCUCGUUUUUGGUUUGUUGUUUGCGCCAAGAAGCUGCACCAAGAUCCGACCUCUGCCGAACUAGACCUUCGGUUUUCAGACUCGGUUCGGGGAGAUGGCCGCGAUCGCCAGCUCCCUGAUCCGGCAGAAACGCCAGGCGAGGGAGUCGAACAGCGACCGGGUCUCUACUUCGAAACGUCGCCCCAGCCCCAGCAAAGACCCCCGCUCUCUCUGCGAGAGGCAUUUCUUGGGGGUCUUCAGCAAAGUCCGUUUCUGCAGCGGCAAGAAAAGACCCGUUCGGCGGCGACCAGAGCCGCAGCUGAAAGGCAUCGUGACACGACUGUUCAGCCAGCAGGGCUUCUACCUGCAGAUGCAGCCGGAUGGAACCAUCGACGGCAGCAAGGACGAGAACAGCGACAACACCCUGUUUAAUCUUAUUCCUGUGGGUCUGAGAGUGGUGGCUAUCCAGGGAGUGAAGAGUGGCUUCUACAUCGCCAUGAAUGGCGAGGGAAUGCUCUACAGCUCAGAGAUGUUCACGCCGGAGUGCAAGUUCAAGGAGUCCGUUUUCGAGAACUACUAUGUAAUCUACUCGUCCACUGUGUACCGGCAGCAGGAGUCGGGCCGGGCCUGGUUCCUCGGCCUCACCAAGGAGGGACAAGUCAUGAAGGGCAACCGGGUCAAAAAGACUAAGCCCUCGUCACACUUUGUGCCCAGGCCCAUCGAAGUUUGUAUGUACAGGGAGCCGUCAAUGCAUGAGAUAGAGGACAAACACCGCUCCAGGAAGAGCUCAGGGACUCCCACCAUGAACGGAGGGAAAGCUGUCAAUCAGGACUCCACAUAGCAGCAGGGGGAGGGGCUUCCAGCAGGGGGGAGUGGCCUCAUCCUGACUCAGGGGGAGAGGCCAUAGGAAAACUCACCUCCCCCCAAAAUACACACCACCAUUCCCUCAGAGGAAAAAGAGGGCGUUAUGACGAGAAGGAGAUAUUACCGUACACCGAAGACAACAAAAACAAAACUGAACUCUUGCCUGUGAAAACCUUUUAGAUGAAUUAAUAUGAAACCAGAGGAUAUAUAUAUAUAUAUAUAUAUAUAUAUAUAUAUAUAUAUAUAUAUAUAUAUAUAUAUAUAUAUAUAUAUAUAUAUAUAUAUAUAUAUAUAUAUAGAAAAAACAUUUUCAAUCAGGACUUGGCCAACAUUUUAUGCAAAAAAAAAGAGAAAAAGCUGUGAUAAACAAAGGAAUGGUGGUUUCUCUUCACACAAAUACAAAUAUCUAUCAUUUCCAAUUUAUGCUGUGAAAAACAAGCUUUAAUACAUGUUAAAUUGUCAUACAUUGAUUUAUUUUCUAAAUGCUGUUGCACUCUCAUAUGCUUUAUUGUGUUAUUGUUGUCAGUAAUAACUAGAACAUCAUCAUCAUUAGUAAUCUGUUGAUCUUAUCAUCCCAGUUACUAUUAUGGUUACUAUUAUUGGCUUUUUUUUUUAAGACUAAAGAAAGUUUUUUUUUUUUUUUUUUCAAUUACAAUUUUCUCUCAUAAUUUAAUCUUGAAUGCACUAUGUCACACUACCUGCUCUGGUGUGAAGGUAAGACAAUGUAUUUGAUAGUUCUCUGUGUUGGACUCCAAUGGAAACAGAGUGCUUAGUGUGGGAUGUAAAUUUCUCAGGUGUGUACUGUAAGUGUAACUAAUGUGACUGAUAGGACAGAUGGGCUGUUUUCAUAUACUCUAACACGAACUCCCCUGUGCUGCUAUAACAGGACAGGACUGAUACAAGCAAUAUAAUAGAGAGCAGUCUAGCAUGUCUCUAAAUAAUAGUAAUAACAAGCUGACAACACAUCUCUGUGGUCGGUGUGUUUGAAGCCUGACAAAGAAAGUUGCAUAAGUAGGUAAAAGUCAGAAUCAAAGGAAAACUGUUCUGAUAUAGCUUCAGCAUACUUUUAACAUUUGCAAGGAUUAUUAGACUUGAAAGAGAUAUCCAAACAUGUCAAAAAUGGCAAAGAAGAGUAUUCUCUCCAAAAACUGAAGAAGAUAAUGACCAGCAUCAGCACUAUGAGCCAUGGCCAAAAACGGUCACUUCACAUUUGCACCUCAAGAAACCCCUUUCUCUGCUGUUAGCUAGGCUAUAACAACAACUCUCAAAACAUAACUAUAUAACAGUAUUCAGGCUUUUGAACUAUAUGGACAAAUCAUGAAGAAUCCUUGAUUAAAAAAAAUACUUUUUUCUAAGCGAAAGUAAGGAUGAAAGUUGAUUUGGCAGGCCUGGCAGUGAAGAUAAGUGUUGACUAGUUUUCAAGUUCUGCUAUUUCUGUUACUUUUAUUGUGAAAGCAUUCAAGAUUUCUCAAAACUGGUGGACAGGGUGUCUGACUGUUUAAUAAUCCACUGACCUGACUUGUUGAUAUUGUCAAUAUAGGGUCACAAUCAUUAAGACUUUUCACAUCACAAUGGAAGCAGAACGUCUCAUUGAGGAAACCAGUUCAUCUGGAUUUAGCCAGGUUGGGGGAGGAUGACUUACCAUCACGGUUAGAGUAUCUCACCGUUUGUUUGCUCUGACACGGUAAUCCAUACUGUAUCCACCCCCCUGGUUUUGUGACCCAUGAUAUAAGCCAUUUGCUGCAUUGUGGAGGAAAGCUUCUCUUUCAUAAAUCAACCUGCUGACGGGGCUGUGUAAACACAGUGAAUUGACUGGUAAGGCCUACACCGCGUACACCGUGUACGCUGCAUAGCUCAUUCUUAAUCCCCAAUUGGUUUGUCUAACUCAGGAAGUCCUACAAUUGUUUCAGUGAAUGGGGCCAGAAAUAAAGGCUGGCCGCUCAUUGUCCAGCACCCGUUGCACAAAGCCUGGCCACUGGUGUGGUGUUUAAGGAGGUCGGGAUGGGGUUGAUGGUGUUUUUAAUCAUUAAAGGUGGUGUACAGCUAAAGCCAGGUUAGAAAGGUUCGAAAAGGAAUUACAGGAGCCAAGAUAAAGCAUGAACAUCGCAUGACUGUAAAAGUUGAUGUAAGACUGGUUUGAUUUUGAGGUGAGAGCUAAUAAGAUUGCUUUGAAUAUGGGGAGAUAGGUCCAAAACUUUUUUAUGCAACGUUUUGAUCAGUAUUUUAGCGAGAGUUUAUACAUCUCUCCUAUAUCUGGUUGGAAAUCAUAUGCUAAAUUGGUGGUAUGUACAGUAAAUAGCACACAUUCAGCUGCACAGAGCAAACCGCAGUGAUAUAUCACCAUGGAUCUAGGAGGGUUUUUCACCUGGGGCCUGGGUCCGUAGCUGGUGCAAGUUACCUGCAAGAGCUAACGGUAGAUUAGUUCAACUUCCAGCAUCUACAGCAUAACAGUGAUACAUACAGCAUAUUAGACGUGACACUGAAAGUCAGCAGGCAAGACCAGCAUAUAGAGGUAUCUUUUUAUAGAGGUUUAUAUUGGUGCAAAUGAGAUACACAUGGACUUAAAGCAAUGCAUGAAAUUGGAUGUACUCAAUGUCAACUGUUGACAGCAGAAUGAGAGGAUUUGAGAAAGGGAUGAAUAAAGCAAGGAGGUAUAAAUAGCUGAUGUGAGAAAGCAGUAAAGGAGAGCACUUUUCGGGUGUAUUGAUGUAUGAAAGGGUGAGCAAAGGCUUUGGUUGUAUGUGAUAUUAAGUAUAAUUUAUUAUUUUUAUGUUUGCAGAUGAUUUCACUGCAUUGGAACACGCUCAUAUAUGCAUUAUGAAUUGUGAGAUGAAAUAAAAAAAAAUAUGCAUUGAUAAUAAAAAUCAGAAUGAAGUUAGUGAUUGUUUAAGAAUAAAGACUAUGUUAUCAAAAACUUU
This is a messenger RNA of Siniperca chuatsi (mandarin fish), 9556 nucleotides long. RefSeq names its product fibroblast growth factor 12a (gene fgf12a). The coding region runs from base 5890 to 6615 and encodes 241 amino acids. Gene Ontology annotation, cellular component: cytoplasm. The transcript is spliced from 5 exons. The record is from RefSeq and is a predicted model, not a curated record. Gene Ontology annotation, biological process: positive regulation of protein phosphorylation; positive regulation of cell population proliferation; animal organ morphogenesis. Gene Ontology annotation, molecular function: fibroblast growth factor receptor binding; growth factor activity. Lineage: Eukaryota; Metazoa; Chordata; Actinopteri; Centrarchiformes; Sinipercidae.